Messenger RNA from Penicillium malachiteum, 1194 nucleotides. RefSeq lists its product as uncharacterized. The record is from RefSeq and is a predicted model, not a curated record. The transcript has a single exon. NCBI's taxonomy places the organism in Eukaryota, Fungi, Ascomycota, Eurotiomycetes, Eurotiales, Aspergillaceae. The coding region runs from base 1 to 1194 and encodes 397 amino acids.
AUGGAGCCACUCGAAAACUUACCGAAGCCAGACCGGGGCGAGUUGCUUACAAGAGUCAUUGUCAUCGAUGCGCUCGAUGAGUGCAGCCCUCACGAUGAAUUGGAAUCCAUCAUCAAAUCAUUGUCCAAUCUUCGACUCCUCAACUCUAUUCGACUUUUGGUGUUUGUCAAUGGCAGAGUAAUUCAUCCGCUAGUUGAUGCGUUCCAUAAUCUGGACAACAAAGGCGUCAAACACCACAGGCUGGCUUUGCAAACUGAUUUCAGGCAACAGACAGAGAAGGACAUCUCACUAUUCUUAAAAGAGACAUUCCAAGAGAUCAGGACUAGGCGGAAUGUUCUUGAAGAUCCAUGGCCUGAACCAGAUGACAUGGAAAAGUUGGUGAGGUUGGCCACGAAUCCAUCACCUCUGUUUAUUUAUGCGUCAACACUUUGCCUGUUUGUGGACGAUGGAAAAGGCAGGAAGAGCCCGAUUAAGCAAAUCAAAAUUUGGCUCAGCCAACGAAAGAGUGCAUCGCAACCUGACCAGAUUUACCGUCCAGUUUUUCAUCAACUUCUUCUUGGAACCUAUGAUGAUGCCGAUGAUAGAGCAAAGCUGAGUCCUCCAGACGAUGAAGACAAAGACCAGGUGAUUUUCUUCCUAGGAUCAAUCUGUCUCCUCUCUUCCCCACUUUCAAUUCCGGCACUGGCAGUUCUUCUAGAUAUUGAAGAAGACGAUAUUGACUGUUGGGUUCAAAAUCUUCAUGCUGUUCUGAAUGUUUCACAGAAUCGUCAAGAUCCUGUUGACAUUCUCCACAAAUCAUUCUCGGAUUUCAUCUUGUCCCUCAAGGGAAUUGGAAUCAAUAACAUCACCAUUGAUCCAAGAGAGAUUCAUGGAAAACUAGCAUUUAACUGCAUUGAAUUGAUGAAAAGAAAGCUUCAUCAGAACAUUUGUCACAUCGGCCAUGUAGGUCCAGUUGAUAUGGAGUCAGAGGACAUGGUUUCCCUUUCAAAAAACCACAUUUCUUCCGAGCUUGCGUAUGCUUGUCUCAAUUGGAUACACCAUUUUAUCAACAGUGAUCAUGACAUCAUCGAAGUGAAAGAAAUUGAAAGCUUUUUAGAGACCCACUUGCUUCACUGGAUUGAGGUGCUAGCACUGUUGCAUGAGCUCCCUGGCGGUCCUAGUUCAAUCGGAGCUCUCAGCAAAAGAUCAAGGUGA